AUUUUUCUUUUUUUUUUUUGGUGAUAUCAAACAAAAAUAAAUGACAGAUCUCAAGCCAGGUGAAGAGCCUCCUUUUGGCUUGUCUGUUAACGAAUGGGCCUUUUAUCAAUAUGUCUUUGCUUCACCAAAGGGUAUUAAAUUCACGGAUCGUCCUGAAUCUAUGGAUAUUCAAGAUGCAUAUACUGCAAUGAACUCACUAUUGAAGAAGAAUGCAUUAGAAAUCAUAACCGUAAAUAAUGAAAAUAUGCUCAAGGCUAUUGAUUUAAGAGAUGCUGAAAAAGCAAGUAAAUUAAAUGAUGAUGCUCGUCUAGUCUACAACACGAUUCGUGCUGCAGGAAAUAAUGGUAUUUGGACAAAGGAUUUGAAAAAGGCAACCAACCUUCAUACUAUCGUACUCAACCGUACACUCAAACAAUUGGAACAAAAGCAAGAAAUCAAGGCAGUAAAGCAUGUCAAAUAUCCUACGCGUAAAAUAUACAUGUUGUUCAGUUUGACACCAUCAAGUGAAGUUACCGGUGGUGCUUGGUAUACGGAUCAGGAACUUGAUACGGAAUUUAUCGACAGCUUAAAGACAGCUUGCUUAAAGUAUAUUGCAUCAAGAAGUUUUCCACGUAUUGAAGGUGUGCCAGAUGCAGUAUUUGGAGCUGAACAUGAACAUUAUCCCACAGCUACUGAAGUGAGACGUUUUAUCACAGAGUCUCGUAUUUCUUCAAUCGAUUUGUCAGUCCAGGAUAUUACGAGCAUAUUGGACUUACUUGUUUAUGAUGGUGACGUGGAAAAGAAGAUGCCCUUCAUGUCUGGAAUGGAAGAGUUUAGUGAUGAUGAAGAUGAUAACGGGCAUGAUACUUCUGUCCAAUGGUCAUAUAAAGCCGUCAGAAAAGCAGUCAGUCGAUUACCCACAGAAGCUGUGACAGAAACACCCUGUGGAAGAUGUCCAGUGUUUACUUUCUGCGUUGAAGACGGUCCGAUCUCUCCCUUUAACUGUGAAUACUUCAAGACUUGGCUAGAUUGGUAAAACAGAUACCGUCUUGAAACCUUUUGUAAAUAAAACAAUAUUG
Rhizopus microsporus ATCC 52813 is the source of this 1058-nucleotide messenger RNA. Its product is annotated as RNA polymerase Rpc34. The coding region runs from base 41 to 1015 and encodes 324 amino acids. Gene Ontology annotation, cellular component: RNA polymerase III complex. The record is from RefSeq and is a predicted model, not a curated record. The transcript is spliced from 4 exons. NCBI's taxonomy places the organism in Eukaryota, Fungi, Mucoromycota, Mucoromycetes, Mucorales, Rhizopodaceae. Gene Ontology annotation, biological process: transcription by RNA polymerase III.